GAAAUGCUAAAUUAGCCGAUGCUAAUUGAAACAAAACAACCUAUGUCCUUUUCAGAAUAAUGGAAAAUUGGUUGAGCCGAAAAAGCUUGCGGUAUAUGAAAAGUCUCACAAUUAAGGCUAACGGUUGUCAGGAAGAUGAAAAGUGAAGUAUAGUUCGGAUUGCUGACAAAUUUAAGACUAACGUGUUUGCUCUUUGUUACUUCUCACCGUUGGCUGGCAUCCAAACACAGCGCACAUGUGGUCGUUCCAGUUGCACGCAAACAACACACAAGACGCGUGCAAGAAGAGCUCUGCGGCUGAUUCCUGGUGUUUGAGCGCUGAUUGGACGGAGGAAGUCACGUUGCCCCGGGAGCCCGUCAGUCCGAUGCCACACCAUUGUUCCCCGGUAGCCGGAAGGAAGGCUGCUACUGCCGCUGCUGAAAAGGCACCGGAGCGCGCCUCGACUGGACCGGUUCUUUGGCCGACCCCCCCUCCCCCGGAUCCCAGUACAGCCCACCGCACCGGAGGAGGCUCUUCAUGCAUGCAUGGAGGACUGCACGCCGAGACACUGCAUGGAAUUGAGGGAGGGGCGUUGAUUUAAUUGGCUGGCUUCACAAUCACAUGAAUGCCUCUACAGGACAGGAGCAGGCAGCUGCCGCGUAAUAUCAUUUUCUAAAGGUGCAGAUGUGUCAGGCCAUGACCGGAAUACUGAAGAGGAAAUUCGAGGAGGUGGAAGCCUCCUCCUCCCCGUGUUCUUCCUUGAGGGAGUCUGAUGAUGAGAUAUCCUGCAGUGAGAGUGGGGAUAGCAGUGACAGCAUCAACCCGUCUGCCUCUGGCCCUUUCACCCCCGACUCCAUCUUGAAGAGAGAAAAGCGUCUAUGCACAAGGAGGGUGCACUUUGAGAAGGUGACCGUGUACUACUUCAGCAGGAGGCAGGGCUUCACCAGUGUGCCCAGCCAGGGUGGUAGCACGCUGGGCAUGUCCAACAGGCACAGCUGGGUCAAGCAGUACUCCCUCGGGGAGUUUGCCAUGGAGCAGGAAAGAAUCCACAGGGACAUGCUGAGGGACCACCUGAAGGAGGAGAAGCUCAACUCCAUUAAACUCAAGCUGACCAAAAAUGGAACAGUCGAGUCUGACGAGGCCAACACACUCACUGCUGAAGACAUUUCCGAUGACGAUAUCGACUUGGACAACACGGAGGUGGAUGAGUACUUCUUCCUGCAGCCGCUCACCACUAAAAAGCGGCGAGCCCUGCUGCGUACCUCCGGGGUGAAGAAGAUUGACGUGGAAGAGAAGCACGAACUUCGGGCCAUUCGCAUGUCCCGAGAGGACUGCGGGUGUGACUGCAGAGUCUUCUGUGAGCCCGAGACCUGCGCCUGCAGCAAUGCGGGCAUCAAGUGCCAGGUGGACCGCAUGUCAUUUCCAUGUGGCUGCACAAAAGAAGGCUGCAGCAAUUCGAGUGGCAGAGUGGAGUUUAACCCCAUCCGCGUCCGGACCCAUUUCCUGCACACCAUAAUGAAGCUGGAGCUGGAGAAGAGUCGCGAGCAGGAGCAAGCUUCCCCGACAAACGGUUACCACGGCAACGACGCAGUGAGCUCAAACCCUUUGGUUCAGUCUCAGCAACAGUUGGACUACGCUUUGCCCGAUGCCAUUCCGCAAAGCGCCGGCGUGCACCUGCAGACGGCCGGCGACAUGGACGACCCGCUGGAGGACGAAGACGAGGAUGAGGAGGACGACGAGGAAGAGGACAACGAAGACGAGGAGGAUAGCAGCAGCGUUUUCAGCGGGCUUUCAGACUCCAGCACUCAGAGUUUAGCCAACACCGACUCGGAGGAGGACGAAGACGAAGACGAUGAUGAGGAGAGGUCGGAGAACUUGUGUCACACCGAGGUGGUCCCCUUAGCCUCGGUGCUGUGUUAUGGCGAUGAUGAAAACCACCUAAACGGGAACGCUUAUUUAAUGAACUCCCCCUCGGCCGAGUACUAUCAGCUUGGGAAUUCUGGCUCUGGCCCCAGUGGCCCGAGCACCCAAUCGGGUCAACCCUACGGGGAAGCCUUAGCAUUCCAAGAGCCAAUCAUCAGCACCCAAACCCAGGGAGCCUUCCCAGAUCAACCGGUGGAACAAUACCCGACGAAUUUUAAUUUGGGCAGUAGUCCGUCGGUGGCCUCUUUGAGCCACUACGCCCAUGAGAACGACAAGCAGAUGCUGUCCAAAGCAGACUUUGUGGACCCUCCUGAGAGUCAGUUUCAUAACUACCUGAACAAUAAUGCCCACGGUCCGUUCAGCACUCACGGGUCAUGUGCAACAGCCGAGCCGCCGCAGCAGUCCAGUGUCAACGGACACCCCGAUCUGAACUUACUUGCCACAAGUACCAAGAAUCUCUCUUUACCAGCCGUGUAGGAGGCCUCACAUCUGCAUCGUUAUUUGCUCACAAAGGUUGAAUCAAGGCAAGUGAACUUCUCUCGAUUUUGGAAGACGGUUCAGUUCUACGUUUUAGGUUUGACGGUUCACUUUUUAUGCCUUGAAGGCUGUGUCCUGUGGUGGUCGCAGUGCAUUGCGGUGUUCUGAGGAGCGCAGUCACCUUUAAAUUGGAGAAACCAAGCAGCCUUUGAGCAGGGGCAUGGCACAACAUCGGCGAGAGGCUUCUCCGAGUCCAGAGUUCAUUUGCAUCUUGAAAGGAUAUUCUUUUGAGGAAAAGGACUCGACUGCUGACCCUAACUAUUAUUAAAUAUUAAUCGUUAGUGUGAAAAGCUACAGCUUUCACAUAAAUCUUUCACGAUAAACGCGAUUAUGCUUCAAUUCUCUCCCGAAAUCCUUGACUCGAUUUGUAAGGAGGGAGCACAGUGGACGACCGGUUAGAGCACUUACCUCACAGUUUUGAGGACCGAGGUUCAAAUCCCAGCCUCGCCUCUGUGGAGUUUGCAUGUUCUCCCCGUGCCUGUGUGGGUUUUCUCUGGGCCCCCCGGUUUCCACCCACAUCCCAAAAACACGGAACAUAGCUGACAUGGGCUCCAGCACUCCCGUGACCCUUGUGAGGUUAAGCAGUUCAGAUAACGGAUGGAUUUAUUUUUGAGGAAAUGGUCAUGAUGAAAAAAAAAAACAAGAACUUGAUUUUCGAGAUAAGAGAUUGUGUAUUAUCGGUAAUACAUGAAGAAGAGAGGAAUUGUGAAUUUAAAAGCUUGUGUCCCUAAAUUUUCUGCUUGCAUUCAAAAAAAUGUUUGUGAGGAGAGAAGAUAUUCCUGGUAAAAACAAAAUAAGGCUGUAAGGACAAUGACAUCCCAAUUUUAGAUAUAAGGUGUCGCUGGUGUGAAAGCAGUGUAAACGAAGCAGUCUGUCAAACUCCAAAAGGCCUCUCUAGACAGAACUGGUUUGAGUAAUGAGGAGGCCUUUAUUCAGAUUCUGAAUUCAAAAAUUCCUUGUGUGUUUUUACACACUUGGCCAAUAAAGCUGAUUCUGAUUUUGAUUCUGAUUCUGUCUCCCUGCACACUGUAUUUUGAGAUUCUGCUCCUCUUUUCUGUUAUUUCUCUCAAAACGUCAAAAUGAUUUGUAGCCUGCCGGUCCUACCUCAAAUGUUUGCAGUCAGCUCAAAAUGCAGCUGCUUGCUUCUUAACUGGAACACUUUUCUGGCCUCCUUCCCCUGGCUGCCUGUGCACUUUGGAAUUCAUUUGAAGUUGCUCCUAUUUGUUUUCGAAUCUCGAACUGUUCUCCCCCGCCCCCCAGCCCCCCUUACCACUCCACUCCACUAUCUUACACUCCUCAGGUCUGCUGACUAGUCAGCUGACUUGCGGUGCACACGAGACAAGCCUCUUCGCCACCCCUAUCUAAAACUCUAAAACCCGCCUUUAAAUUUUUUAAAAAUGGUCUUACACUUGGUUACCUUUUUUUUUCCCCUCUUCUAAAAUUAUGUUAGUGCUCUAUGAAUAAAAUUCUAUUGAGUUACAUCCCAGGCAACAACAACGUAUUGGGACCAUCAGCAGGGAUCCCACACGUGAAAGAAUAAAUUAGGAAAGUCCACAUCUAAAAUGUUUAAUGAAAGAAGCCUUUCGGAUUGAAAGUGGAACAUCUUUAACAAACUAGUAAAGUUUCAUUGACUGGAUUCAACCUUUGCUGAUUACCAUGACCUGGGUUUUUCGGGAGUGCUUUGCAUUCAUGGACUUUUGCAAUGUCUGACCUUCGGUUUCAAAGCGCCGCGGCAAAUUUUCAUCGCUUCAUCAUAGAAAUGUUUCGAAGGCCUCACAAAUGACACCGUUACCACAGAACAAAGCUCAAUUAUGUCACGCUGUGCAAUGUUAUCUUGUAAUUUCAGGCAUCAAAUUCUAGUUUUGAGCAAAUAUUGUACUGUAGAUGGAACUUUUCUAUGUCUAUCGUAUGUGUCAAAUGUGUGCAAAAACGAUUACUGUCAAGUUUGUUUAGGAAUUAUAUGUAUACGUACAGUAUAUAUUGUCAAAGUUUUGAUAAUACGCAUGCUCUUGGGAAUUGCAGCAGUAUUUAAGGGGAACAAGAAGUUUUAUACAAAACAAAAAUGUGCGCUUGUUUUUUCCUUACUAUGAUAUGCUUUUCUAUUAUUUGAGAAGCAUGAAAAAGUACUCAGUUGUCAAAGGUGGGCUGAAGUGUUCGAUGCCGCAUUGUUUUUAAUCAAUACUUGAAUGGUGGAAAAGUGAAGAUUCACCACAGUAGAAAAUGUUUCAUUAAACAGGGAUAUUAAUUAAAUAGCACUUUUAAAUGUCUCCAAAAAGCUCUUAUUCAAAUUCAUACUGAACACAAAGUAACCACUAAAUAUUUAUAUGAGAUGUAUUGUCUUUUAUGGCUAUAGUUUUUUUGUUGUUGUUUUUGUUUUCUGAUUUAAACGCAGUACAAACAAGUUUCCUGUCUAGUCAUUUAAAUAAAUGAGAUUUAUUAAUGUGGAUCCAUUAAAUGAAGUUGUUGUGUGCAAUAGCUAUCUACUAAAGAUAGUUCACUAAUUCUUUUUGUUUCCUCUAUGGCUCAACACUGCAUAUUUCUCUUCUAAUUGCCAAUACAUACAUUAAAAAUGGAUGACAAUCACAGCUUGAUAUUAGAUGGUUCAUAUUAAUUAUUGAGUCAUUGAAAAUGACAAAGGAAAUUGCUAAGUAAGCACUUAAAAUCAAAAGAAUUGAAAUGUAAGUGCUGCGCUGCUUAUGCAGGAAUAUUUGCUUUUUAGUGGUCGUCUUGAGUAGUUUGGAACUUGUGCAUGUGUAGACUGCUUUCAAGCAAAGGAGGGAAUCAACAUUAUUGAUUUAUUUUGCCAAAGCAUACAGGACAGUGGAGGCGAGACACUAUAAUGUUGCAUCCGAUUAAUAAUAGUUUUUUUCCCCCUGUAUUUGAGUGAUAUUGAAAUGUGUAUUUAUUGUGGUAAAGUCAGUAUUAAGUAAAUUGCUUCAGUAUUUUUAAAUGGUCAAUUUUUUAAUGCUGAUUGUGAGUUGUGAAGCUUCAUGUGCCUGAUUUCCUUUUCAUUUUUCAAUUAUGUGAAAUGCAUAUGUUUUGCACAAAUGUUUUAUUUUUAUCUGUAGAUAGAACUUGAUUAGUUUUCAUUUUUACAUGGUUUUGAAAUAAAUGUCAUUUGGUCUUGGUGGUUUUAUUUCCGUGUAAAUAUCUUGAGUCUACAGCGCCCUCUCCCGACCAGAUGCUUAUUGCUCAUCCUCCGCUUCAUUCACCGGGCUCAAAA
This is a messenger RNA of Syngnathoides biaculeatus (alligator pipefish), 5662 nucleotides long. It is a transcript of the gene csrnp3, whose product is annotated as cysteine-serine-rich nuclear protein 3. NCBI's taxonomy places the organism in Eukaryota, Metazoa, Chordata, Actinopteri, Syngnathiformes, Syngnathidae. Gene Ontology annotation, cellular component: nucleus. The transcript is spliced from 6 exons. The record is from RefSeq and is a predicted model, not a curated record. Gene Ontology annotation, biological process: regulation of transcription by RNA polymerase II. The coding region runs from base 664 to 2379 and encodes 571 amino acids. Gene Ontology annotation, molecular function: DNA-binding transcription factor activity, RNA polymerase II-specific; sequence-specific DNA binding.